AUGUUUACACAACCAGUCUCAUCGCCACCAACCGUGGGCCCCGUGCCAACGUCUGUCACUAAUCCCGCCUCGCCCUCAACGCGGUCCAGUCGCCUGCGAGGCCUAAGUUAUCUCCGCAACUACACCCAAACUCACCUACUUUCUAGGGAGCACAGCAGCCAGGGUUCCAGUUCUCCAACCUCGAAUUCCCACGCCCACUCUCACUUUCAUCACAACUCCAACUCUCAGACCCAAAGUCAAACCCAAAGUCAAACCCGGAACGGCACCACUCGUCCCACCCAGAGCCUGCAGCGCUCACUUAGCUAUUCGCCCACUUCAACCCCUCGUCGUGCCGACACAGACUCCAGUCUGAACCCACUCUCCCUUGUUGCUUCGCUGCAAGAGCCCGCAUCGUCAGCUUCGGUCGCGAACGAGCCUUCCACAACGCCUUCAUCCCCCGCCUUCGAGCGUCCGCCGCCAGUGAAUGCGCUCUCGUCCAUUGUGGACGACGCCGUCGCCGCAAGCAGCAGCAGCAGCAGUAGCAGCAGCCAAGCAGUCCACCACGCUGAGCAGCCAUCGCAGCCUCAAGUCAACACCGAAUCCCCGAACAUGACGAGAGCACGUGCCUCAACGACCGGCGAUGUCGCCCCUGCCGCUCCAUCUCCUGUGCCCGACAACUUACCGUCGAUCCGUUUCUCCGCCUACUACGACCCGCGCGCCACCCGACCCAGUUUGACGUUUCCUCCCGUCUCAAGAACUUUGCCCAGUGGUAGCGAGAUCAUCCGCGUUGGUCGCUACUCGGAGCGUGACAAUCAGCCCAACGUGCCCAACAACACUCCCUCUGCUGCCCCCGUUGGUUUCAAGAGUAAGGUUGUCAGUCGCCGCCAUUGCGAAUUCUGGUAUGACGAUGGAAAAUGGUACAUCAAGGAUGUCAAGAGUUCUUCCGGUACCUUUCUCAAUCACAUCCGUCUCAGCCCUCCUGGCACCGAAUCGAAGCCAUUUCCUAUCAACGAUGGCGACAUCGUGCAAUUAGGCAUCGAUUUCAAGGGCGGCGAAGAGAUGAUCUUCCGCUGCGUGAAGAUGCGGCUUGAGCUUAACCGAGGCUGGCAAAACAAGCUCAACACGUUCAACAUGGCGACGCACAAGAGACUGCGCAAUAUGACAUCGGCCAACUCGGCAAAUUCUUCAUCAACACAGGACUGUUCCAUAUGUCUCAACUCGAUCGCGCCAUGCCAGUGCCUGUUCGUGGCGCCUUGUUCGCAUACCUGGCACUUCAAGUGUAUUCGUUCGCUCUUGAAUUCCCCACAGUACCCUAUUUUCGUCUGCCCCAACUGCCGCAUGGCUGCCGAUCUUGAGGCGGAUAUUGAGGACCCUGCUGAGGAAUGGGAACAAAUGGACGAGGAUGAGGAGCCAGAACACAAGGAGGAGGUUAAGGACAAGGCAGCAGCGGCUCCGACCGAAGCCCCAUCUGUGCCUGCUCCCAUUUCUGCCGAGACUUCACGGCCGCAGCUGCCAGAAAUUGGCACGGAGCCGGAUGCCAUGGAUUUUACCGUAGCCCUUGAUCGGGCGCGUACUAUGGCAGAAAUGCCUCCACCGCAAACGGUCGCCCCCAACACCACUACCGAACCCGUUCCGAUUCCCGCUGUAGGAUCGUCGCAAGCGGCUGUUCAGCGAAGCGGGCGUGAUACUCGCACCCCUUCUCCCAUUGGCAACCACUUGGUCAAUGGCACGGAGGGUCCUAUCACCCCGCGUAACGAUGCAGGGCCAUGGGUCUUUGACGGAAGUGCUGGCCGCCGUGCGGCCGAAGCUUCCAACGGCAUGAGGAGCCUUGACGAGGCUGCAGAGAUGGACGUCGACCGGUAG
Colletotrichum truncatum is the source of this 1842-nucleotide messenger RNA. RefSeq names its product fha domain containing protein. NCBI's taxonomy places the organism in Eukaryota, Fungi, Ascomycota, Sordariomycetes, Glomerellales, Glomerellaceae. The record is from RefSeq and is a predicted model, not a curated record. Gene Ontology annotation, cellular component: cell division site; ubiquitin ligase complex; cytosol. Gene Ontology annotation, biological process: ubiquitin-dependent protein catabolic process; protein K48-linked ubiquitination. Gene Ontology annotation, molecular function: protein binding; ubiquitin protein ligase activity.